CUGGCUCAGAAGUCUCACUUUCUCUUCCUGUUUCCCGUCAUGGCGCAGGAUCAAGGGGAGAAGGAGAACCCCAUGCGGGAACUUCGCAUCCGCAAGCUCUGCCUCAACAUCUGCGUGGGGGAGAGCGGAGACAGGCUGACCCGGGCAGCCAAGGUGCUGGAGCAGCUCACAGGCCAGACCCCUGUGUUCUCCAAAGCUAGAUACACCGUCAGAUCCUUUGGCAUCAGAAGAAAUGAAAAAAUUGCUGUCCACUGCACAGUCCGUGGGGCCAAGGCAGAAGAAAUCCUGGAGAAAGGUCUGAAGGUGCGAGAGUAUGAGUUAAGAAAAAAUAACUUCUCAGACACUGGAAACUUUGGCUUUGGGAUCCAAGAACACAUCGAUCUGGGGAUCAAAUAUGACCCAAGCAUUGGUAUCUACGGCCUGGACUUCUAUGUGGUGCUGGGUAGGCCAGGUUUCAGCAUCGCAGACAAGAAGCGCAGGACAGGCUGCAUUGGGGCCAAACACAGAAUCAGCAAAGAGGAGGCCAUGCGCUGGUUCCAGCAGAAGUAUGAUGGGAUCAUCCUUCCUGGCAAGUAAAUUCCUGUUUCUAUCCAAAAGGCUAAUAAAAAGUUUUCAGUGAAAUGUA
This is a messenger RNA of Lipotes vexillifer (Yangtze River dolphin), 625 nucleotides long. RefSeq names its product ribosomal protein L11 (gene RPL11). Gene Ontology annotation, biological process: translation. The transcript is spliced from 6 exons. Gene Ontology annotation, cellular component: ribosome. Bases 40 to 576 code for a protein of 178 amino acids. Gene Ontology annotation, molecular function: structural constituent of ribosome. The record is from RefSeq and is a predicted model, not a curated record. Lineage: Eukaryota; Metazoa; Chordata; Mammalia; Artiodactyla; Lipotidae.